Molecule: messenger RNA, 360 nt
Organism: Verruconis gallopava
Lineage: Eukaryota; Fungi; Ascomycota; Dothideomycetes; Venturiales; Sympoventuriaceae
Exons: 1
Coding region: 1-360 (119 amino acids)
Source: RefSeq, a predicted model, not a curated record
AUGAAGAUUGCAGUCUUGCUUGCCAUUCUGCCAGCGGCUUUGGCAUUGCCCGCUGCUCCUCCAACUCCUGGGAAUCUAAACCCUCCUCCACCAUCGCAGCCAGCUCAGGGCCCUCCACCACCUUCUCCAACACCACAGCCUCCUCAACAGGUGCCGCCUCACAUGGCGGUUCGCGAAGCAGCGAAUCCGCCGCCGCCACCGCCUGCUCAGAGCCCACCGCCACCCCCUCCUCCACAAGGGCCUCCUCACUUAAUGGUCCGUGACGCAGCGAGACCUCCACCUCCUCAAGGACCCCCUCCACAGGGACCGCCGGCUCAGAAUCCCCAAAGACCCCCGAACCCGCCACCGCGUGGCAACUAA